AUGCCUGCCCCCUCGUGGGGUGGCCGUGACAUCUUCAGACCUCGUCCGCGUUCGCUCUAUUCGAGUGGCUCUGCUGUCAGCGGCUCUUUCAGCCUGCGUGAGCAGCUGCACCGCGGCGGUGCUGACUACUUCAACGUCAAGGAUGUCCGCGGCAGUUCGCCAGCUGCGAGCUUGGCGGCCGACCUGUCGCAGAACUUCCGUCUUGACAAUGAAGCAAGCCCUCAGUUCCCUACACCUCGGAGGGCGCUCUUCACGGCCAACGUCAUGGCCGGCAUGGAACACAGACAAUUCGUUACCACGCCUCCCUUGCCCUCCUCUUCGCCGGGUCCAGCUCCCCUGACCGAACUGAUGGAGGUGUCGCCCCUGCCGCAUAAGACGCCGUUUGCCUCCACACAAAUCGAGAUCACAUCUCCAACGCCCAUCUCUACACCUACCGUUGACGACGAUGACAAUGAUGAUGAGAUGAUGCUCGACUCUCCAGCUCCAAUUACACGUCAAGGCUCCUUGGAGCCGCCCAAACCUCUGGUGGCUGAUCGCAAGAUCGCGGCUCCACGACGACCAUCUCUUAGCCGAAUGAAAGGACUAACUACCAGCGCCAUCCCUGGAAGAGCACAGGCCGAAACUCAACUUCCAUCGUUCCAUUUUGGGGCUGACACGAGCAUGAGCUACUCGACAUCGAACCUCUCUCUUGGAGAGUGCUUCGAGACCACGUCUCCUCCCCAGGACCGCAGGCCAAACUCGGCAAACAGCCUAUGCGCCUCGAUAGCAAUGGGCAAUCGCCCUCGCCCGCUGUUCACGGGUGUGACAGGAGCUACGGGCCACCGCAAUGGAUCACCAAUGAACAACCACUCAAGGCGGCAAUCGAACCCGUUUUUGAGAAACCGGAAACAGUUUCGCCGAUCUCUCAGCAUGUUCGAGCAUCCCGCUGAGCUGAUGAAGGGCAAGUCCGAUGGCGAAGAGGCCAAUGUCUCUUCGCUGAAGUCGGUGAUGGACAUCGAGGAGUCCCACGAGCCAGUAUUGCCUCACUUUCUCCCAGACGACCCAACGGAUACGAUCCCGCGCAUCUCAAAGGAGACGUUUUUGGAAGUCUUGGAUGGGAAAUAUGCCGAACAAUUUGACCAGAAGAUGGUCAUUGACUGUCGCUUCGAGUACGAAUAUGAGGGCGGCCAUAUCGACGGAGCAGUCAACCACAACGACAAGGAGCUGCUUGCGUCACAGCUCUUUCAGACGCCCAUGGAUGGCCGGACACUCCUCGUCUUCCACUGCGAGUACUCAGCUCAUCGGGCUCCUCUCAUGGCACGUCAUAUUCGUUCCGAGGACCGCACUGUCAAUGCCGAGCACUAUCCACGUCUGACCUAUCCAGAGGUCUACAUUCUCGACGGCGGUUACAGCGGAUUCUUCGCCGACUUCCGAAGCCGGUGCUAUCCCCCGGAAUAUGUUGAGAUGAACGACGAAAAGCAUCAACGCACCUGCGAGCGCGAAAUGGGCCGCCUGAAGGCUCGCAAGGGUCUUGGCCGUGCGCAAACGUUCGCAUUCGGACAGAGGGACCCUUCUGUUAACGACUCUCCCACGGCCCCCAGCCGCCCGGCAUCUCGCAUCGCCUCUAUCCCCACCCUUGGACAUUCGCCGAUGCCCAACAACGAACGAUCACCCGCACGCCGCAUGGCGUCUUACUAG
This is a messenger RNA of Purpureocillium lilacinum, 1677 nucleotides long. Its product is annotated as cell division cycle-protein. Gene Ontology annotation, biological process: positive regulation of G2/MI transition of meiotic cell cycle; G2/M transition of mitotic cell cycle; positive regulation of G2/M transition of mitotic cell cycle. Gene Ontology annotation, cellular component: nucleus; cytoplasm. The record is from RefSeq and is a predicted model, not a curated record. Lineage: Eukaryota; Fungi; Ascomycota; Sordariomycetes; Hypocreales; Ophiocordycipitaceae. Gene Ontology annotation, molecular function: protein tyrosine phosphatase activity.